UAAUUAGUAAUGUUUUGGCUUUCUUUUUUAGACAAUUUCUUAUAAAAAGUAAUUAAGAAUAUAAAUGGAUUGUCAGGAUGCUUGUGAUAGCAUAUAAACAGCAACUGAGACAAGUGCAUAAAAGAAUUUACAGAUGUUUCACUUCAAAGUCUACCACUUUGCAAAAUAAAGAUCCAAAGAACAGAUCGGAGGAACCAGAGCCUGCUUAUGAUCGAGUUACAAAGAAUGCAGAGGAAACCAUAGUUUACAGCAGGCAUCCGUUUCAAUGUCAGUAUGGUGCUAUUUUACCUGAACUUCAUUUGGCCUAUGAAGCUUGGGGUAAAUUAAAUGAUGCAAAGGACAAUGUUGUCUUACUGCAGCAUGGUCUGUCUGCUAAUCCACAUGCAAGAAGCAACCUUGUACUGAAAGAUUCUUCUCCCGGCUGGUGGGAAAAAUUUAUUGGACCUGGAUUGUCAUUGGAUACAAACAAAUUUUUUGUCAUUUGUGUUAACCUUCUUGGCAGCUGCUAUGGAUCAACAGGACCAUCAAGUAUUAAUCCCAUCACUGGUAAGCCAUAUGGUGGUGACUUUCCUAUUGUUUCAAUUGGUGAUAUGGUUCAUUCACAAUUUCUUUUGUUAAAUAUGCUUGGCAUUCACAAGGUGCAUGCAGUGGUCGGAGCAUCAUUAGGUGGUUUGGCAGCAUUUUCUUCGGCUAAACAGUAUCCUCAGUCCAUUGACAGGAUUGUCAGUAUAUCUGCAGCUGGUAAUUCAGCUCCCUCAGCCAUUGCAUUCAGAUAUUUACAACGUGUUGCUUUGAUGAUGGAUCCGAAAUGGAAUAAUGGACAUUACUAUGAGACUGGCAUUCCUUUUGAUGGAACACGACUGGCGAGGAAAAUUGCCACACUGACAUAUCGAAGUGGUCCGGAAUGGGACGAAAGGUUCAAAACAAUGAAGGUUGACGACUCGGACAACAGCUUGCCAAGAUACCGUUCAACUGAGUUUCUUAUUGAAGAUUACAUAAGACAUCAGGGCGAAAGUUUCAUUAAAAGAACAAAGUACGACCCGAACAGCAUCAUCUAUCUUUCAAAGGCCAUGGAUAUAUUUGAUAUUGGAGAAAAUCAUGGCAGUAUGGCAGAAGGAUUUGCUCAAAUUAAAUGUCCAACGCUGGUUAUGGGAGCCUCUUCUGAUAUUUUAUAUCCUGUAUCAAAACAAAAAGAUGCAGCCCGCUAUAUUGCACAAGGAGGGAACAAAAAUGUUGAAUUCUAUAUAAAUGACGGCCAUUUUGGACAUGAUACCUUUUUACUGGAUGUAGAUGGAAUGGGGAAAGAAAUGAAGAAAUUUCUCGAAACGUAAAGAGACUUGACCCUGGUCAGCCGUUCUAAACAAAAAUUGUCCUGGUUUGUUUCGAAAUGUUGUUUCUACAUAUUUUCAUAUUUUUAUAUUUCUAAUCAUUUGUAAUUGAACGUGGUUGUUUUUGCAUGCAACUUACAACUUUUUUAAUAAUAGGCGUGUAUUUUGUAUUAAAAGUAGCCUGUUACUUCUUUUUCUUAUUUCUGGAGAAAGCGUUUUUAACUUUUCCAAGUUUUCCUUUUUUCUUUGUGGUGGCGUUAUCGUCUUCGUUCUGUUCUUCUGCGUCUUCAUCUACAUCAACGUACCCUUCGUCUUCACUUGCACUUUCGUCAUCUGCUAAUGUGUCGAGAAUCUUUAACGAACGUCGUAGACUGUCCAUUAGCUGCUCAUAAAACCUGCCAAAAUAAUUUGUUUUUUUUACUUUUUACCAAUCCACACUGAUGAUUAGUUAAAUUGGGGAUUGGUUAAAUUGGGGAUUAGUUAAAUGUUUACGUUAUAACUAUUCUAGCGUGACUUUUGUGGCUAAUCUAAGAUUAGUGAAAGAACGAGUGUUUGUAAUUGGUCAGUGUGACUUUGACAUUGUCCGAAAUAAUCGAGUCCAAAUAUUUUGGAAAUUGUUUUUUUUUGUUAUUGUUCUUUUUGAAGCCAUGAUGUGCGCUUAUUUAGGUAAAGAUUAUCUUAUUUUUUAAAAAAUUUUGUUCCGUUUUGUUCUGUUUGGGGUUGUGUACAUAUAUCAUCAUUAUAUAUACACUAGGUCAAUUUUGAUGCUAAAAUCACAAUUUCGCCUUUAGCAACUGAGUCUGAAAUGAAAAAUUGGAGUUGCUUGUAGAAAAACGUGUACUUUAUAUUUUGAGUAAUCGAAAUUUUUGUUUCACUUAUUUAUAAGAGAUUAAUUUCAACUGUAAAAAUGUUUUAUGUGUAAUAUAUACCACCAAGAAAUUUUUGUUGUUUAUAGAAGAAAGAGAAAAUAUAAGUGUA
This is a messenger RNA of Hydractinia symbiolongicarpus, 2306 nucleotides long. RefSeq names its product homoserine O-acetyltransferase-like. The record is from RefSeq and is a predicted model, not a curated record. The transcript has 13 exons. NCBI's taxonomy places the organism in Eukaryota, Metazoa, Cnidaria, Hydrozoa, Anthoathecata, Hydractiniidae. Gene Ontology annotation, molecular function: L-serine O-acetyltransferase activity; homoserine O-acetyltransferase activity. Bases 78 to 1331 code for a protein of 417 amino acids. Gene Ontology annotation, biological process: L-homoserine metabolic process.